AUGGUGCACCAAAAGACCAUCACUGCAGCCCGUGAGGGAGAUCUACAGGGCCUCCGCGAACUAGCUAAAACUGGAUGUCUGACUGCAGCCAUUGUGGAUGCUCAAGGGGCGGGACUAGUGCACCAUGCAGCUCGCUGCAGUCAGCUGGACUGCCUUCGCUUUCUGGUGACAGAGGCGGGGCUGGUGGCUAGCACGAGGGCCCUUAAUGGGGCCACACCGGUCCAUGAUGCUGCAGCUACAGGUCACACCCUUGAACUACAGUGGCUCAUUCAGGUUGCAGGAUGCAAUGCAAAGGACCAGGAUUCAGGAGGGGCCACUCCGCUCCAUCUUGCUUCACGGUUUGGGCGGGUGGAGGCUGUCCAAUGGCUGCUGGAUUAUGGAGAUGGAGCAGAAGUUGAAACAAACUUUGGUGCUCUUCCAGCCCACUAUGCUGCAGCAAAGGGAGACCUCACCUGUCUGAAGUUGCUGAAUGGUCAAGCUUCAGGGUGUGUUAAUCGACAGACUAAAAUGGGUGCCACAUCACUGUAUCUGGCAUGCCAGGAGGGACAUCUACAUGUAGUGGAGUAUCUGGUAAAAGACUGUGGGGCCGAUGUGCAUCUAAGAGCCAAAGAUGGCAUGACACCACUGCAUGCUGCUGCUCAUAUGGGCAACCAUGCUCUGGUGGUAUGGCUUGCUUCCUUCACAGACGUUAGCCUGUCUAGUCAAGAUAAUGAAGGGGCGACCGCUUUACACUUUGCUGCCAGUGGAGAGCACCAUCGCAUCCUGGAGUGGUUGCUACAGAUGGGAUCAAAGUUCAAGAAGGAUUACUGGGGUGGCACACUUCUGCAUGAUGCAGCAGAGAAUGGGGAGAUAGAGUGCUGUCGAAUCCUCCUGAGUCACCAAAUCAGCCCAAAAGAGAGAGACGUAGACGGCUUCACAGCUGCAGAUCUGGCCGAAUACAACGGCCACUUUGAGUGUGCCAGAUACCUUCGCUCUGUGGAGAGAAAUCUCUGGGCAGCUGCUCAGCCUCUGGAGGAGAACUGUCCUAUAGAGGAAGAGCUGCGAGAUGACUGGAUGUGUCACGGCAACCCAGCUCAGAUUAUUACGGUAACACUUUACGUGGUGAAGUCCAUCAGCUCCAGUGUGCCUGCGAGUAAGCCAGUACCAGAGAAAGUGAGACUUUUGAUGGGUGAAAUGAAACUGGGAGAUGUAAAAUCUAUCGCCAGCCUCAAGAAAUCUGGACUGACAGCAGAUUUAACUAUUUCUAAUAAAAUGGUGGUGUUACACACAGAGGCUAAUUUGUCUGAUAUUGACUACCUGGUACCAACACAUGAUGAGAAGGGUAGACCUAUAGCAGAGUGGAAGAGACAGGUGAUGGUACGACAGCUACAAACCAGAUUAUUUGAAGAAGAAAGUCAGAGGUUGAAGGAGAAUUGUAGUAGAUGUGCUAAAAUGGACAGCUGGAGGUUCUCCCAGGCUCACAAUGCCAUCUUGGGUCCAUUUGGAGAGCUUCUAACAGAGGAUGACCUAAUUUAUCUGGAAAAGCAAAUUGAGAGUGUGUCCAUGCACAAGAACUGCAAAGGCUAUGAAAUGGAACUUGCUCGUCUGGCUGAAGAAAUCCGGAACAUUCUCCCGGCACCCAUAGUCAACAUCACAGUCAACCCCCAACACAGGAACCUCUAUACACAGACUCCCCUGCCCGUUUGGUGCAACCGUAUUUCAGGCAUUGUGAAGAGUAUGUCGCUACUUAUGACUAACCUAACAGACUAGCCCUACUGCAAAAUGCCAAACACUGAGCUUGUGAAUGUCUUCUCUCAGGCUUCAGAGAGACCAGUCUCGAAAAGAGGCAGGAGGGAGAAGAUAGAAAAUGAGAUCCACCAAUUUGGGGUCUCUGUGAGGAAUCUGAAGUACAACUUUGAGAAUCAGAAUGCUUCCUCUUUAUAGGGCUCAGAGAGGACCGACUCAUUGAGUACACAAGAACAAGAGUCAGUAGAAAAUAGAUCGGACGAGGCCUCUCAAAAUCUUUUACAAAGACCAGAGGAUGACCAGAGUAAUGAUUCAGAUGCAGACUAUAUUGACAUCAGUGAAGUAAUAGAAAGUACAAGCUUGCGCAAGGAACGUAUUGUGGUCUUGUUUCUGGGACAGUGGAAGAAGUCAGCUUACACUGUAACCUUAAAAAAUGCCCAGAGGAAGCAACGUGUUGAUUCUCUGGAGAUGCCCAAGAAACCAAAGUGUGAACGCAUAGCUAGCUUAGAUAUCACUCAGAAGAUGACCAUGGAGAAUGGUAAAUUGGGGCACUUCUUCAAACAGAGAAGUGCUAUCAACAAGAUGAUUGGGAACUGGAGAAGCAUGAUAUCCUCGAUACCGUUACGGCAGAUCCGAAGACUCAACCGCCAACAGGCCAUUUAUUCACCUGAUCAGUUCCUGCCCCGUGUAGAUGGAUCUCCUGUUGACUAUGACACACUGACCCUGGACCUCUUCAUGCUUGGCUACUUCCACAUACUAGAGCUGGAUUUGCCAGCAGAUGAGAGGAAAAUGAGACACCUGCUUUGCUUUGAAGUUUUUGACCAUGUGGGUUGUUUUAGCUGGGAGACAGUCUGGGAUUUCCACAAGGCUGUGAUUCAGGACAUUGAGGCUGGGAACCGGGAGUGGAAGGAUGGAUUUGAGGAUAUUAAAGUAAAUUAUUUUGGAGAUGGAUCAGGCCAACCAGAGCUUGAAAACUUAGAGCAGACAGUAGAAAAAGUAGAAACAAGGCACGUGCCUAAAGUCAUCAUUCAGACACCCACCCCAGAUGAGGGAGAUGCUCUGAAAAAUGGUCCAGAUAUUAGUUGUCUGAGUAAUGAUGAGAUUUGCAAAUAUAUUGACCGUAGUUUUGCUUUCUGGAAAGAAAAGGAGGCAGAGAUAUUUGAUUUUGAGGAAUGA
Xyrauchen texanus (razorback sucker) is the source of this 2901-nucleotide messenger RNA. Its product is annotated as espin-like protein. NCBI's taxonomy places the organism in Eukaryota, Metazoa, Chordata, Actinopteri, Cypriniformes, Catostomidae. Gene Ontology annotation, cellular component: cytoplasm. Gene Ontology annotation, biological process: actin filament bundle assembly. The record is from RefSeq and is a predicted model, not a curated record. Gene Ontology annotation, molecular function: actin filament binding.